ACCAACGUCACCCCCAUGCCGCUAUCGACGACACCUCCUCAACACCAACGACGAAGACGAUAGCCGGUGUCCUGUUCCCACAAUGGCUCCUACCACGGGCAUAGAUACAGCCCACAUUAAAGACACGGCGCUCAAAGAUCUCCUGGAUCUCCUCGAAGGUGUCCGAGGAAAGAAGAUACUGUUUCUCGACCGGACUCUGAGCGGUCCCAUCGGCCUUUUUGCGAAGUUCUCGAUACUACAAGAUUACGGCGUGGAGAAGAUCUUUUGGCUCGACGAACCGGUCCCCGUGCAGCCACAGAAGAAUAUCGUGUACCUUGCGCGAUGUACUGUCAAGAAUGCGUACGCCAUAGCUAACCAGAUCAAGAACAAUUCCAAAAUUCCCGGACAAGAAUUCGAAUACAACGUGUUUCUGGCGCCGCGGCGGACACUAGUGUGCGAGAAGAUCUUUGAAGAUGAGGGGAUCCUGGGCGAGAUCACGAUCCGCGAGUUCCCGCUCUAUUUUAUACCGCUGGAGCAUGAUCUGCUGUCGCUGGAGCUCGAGAGCACGUUCGAGGAGCUGUACUUGCGAAAAGAUCACACCUCCAUAUUCUACUCGGCUCGCGCGCUCAUGAGUAUCCAACGACGGCACGGGUUGUUUCCGCGCAUCAUCGGGAAAGGUGAUCGUGCUCGACGAUUGGCGGAUCAGUUGAUCCGGAUGAGGACCGAGGAGGACGUGGCCGACGGCAGCAGCCCGUUUGCGCUUACGCCCAGCAGCGUCCUGGGGGAACUCAUCGUGAUCGAUAGAGAUGUUGACUUUGUCACGCCGUUGAUGACACAGUUGACCUAUGAGGGGCUUAUCGAUGAGACGAUCGGGAUCCAUAACAGCAAAAUCGAGCUCGAUGCUGCCCUCGUCGGCCCGCCGCAACAGCAGCAGUCCAGUAAUGUCGACUCAUCGGCAUCGAGUUCAAAGUCGCCUGUUCCUACGACGCAGCAGAAGAAACGGCCCGUGCUGUUAUCUUCUGAGGAUAAGCUGUUCGACAACCUCCGAGACACGAACUUCGCUAUCGUCGGAGGUCUUCUGAAUAAAGUUGCCCGACGGUUAAACGACGACUACGAAGGAAGGCACCAGGCGAAAACGGUGACUGAGAUCCGACAGUUCGUGAGCAAGCUUGGCGGUCUACAGCAGGAGCACCAGAGCUUGAGAUUGCACACGGGGCUGGCGGAGGAGAUAAUGAAGCACACACGAUCGGAGAUGUUCAAUAAAGCGCUUGAAGUGCAACAGAACCUCGUGGCAGGCGUCGACCCCCCGAGCCAACACGAUGUAAUCGAAGAGCUGAUCGCUCGGGAUGCCCCCCUCGAAUUUGUACUACGGUUACUGUGUAUAGAGUCCUUGAUGACCGGUGGCCUGAAGCCCAAGGACUUCGAGAGCUUCAAACGAGAGAUAUUGCAGGCCUAUGGGUACCAACACGUCCUCACCCUCGACGCUCUAGAGAAACUGGGAAUCUUCCAGUCCCGGGCUGCCGUUACGGCAUCAGGAAUUAAUAGGACCUCAUACACCAACCUACGCAAGCCGCUCCGGCUGAUCGUCGACGAAGUCAACGAGCACGAGCCCGACGACAUCUCAUACGUCUACUCGGGCUACGCGCCACUGAGCGUGCGGCUAGUCCAAUGCGUUGUGCAGAAGCAGUUGAUGACCGCGGCGGCGAAGGGCCGUCGGGGCGAGGACGGAACGAACGCCGGUGUCAAUGCCGGUGCGGUCGGAUGGAGAGGCUUCGAAGACGUGCUCAAGAAUGUUCAGGGCAAGACCUUUGACGAGCCACAGAGGGGAGAGGAGAAGGCGGUCAGAGCUAGGACUAUCCUAAAUGGACAGAACGAUAAGAAGGUUACUGUUGUGUUCUUUCUAGGGGGUUGCACAUUCACAGAGAUCUCGGCGCUGAGGUUUAUUGGGAGGAGAGAGGAAGCGAGACGACAGAUUGUUAUUGGCACCACAGCGAUCAUCAAUGGAAAUACGAUGAUGAAGGCGGCCAUGGCGUAGAUCCGAUUUGUGUAUAUAACGUAGAUACCAUGAAUAGAGGGGGUUGAAGUUGACUGUUUGACGGGUGCGAUUAUGUGAACAAGCAUGGGCAUUCGAAAGUCCAUGCAUCU
Tricharina praecox is the source of this 2124-nucleotide messenger RNA. Its product is annotated as Sec1-like protein. Lineage: Eukaryota; Fungi; Ascomycota; Pezizomycetes; Pezizales; Pyronemataceae. Gene Ontology annotation, biological process: intracellular protein transport; vesicle-mediated transport. The record is from RefSeq and is a predicted model, not a curated record. The transcript is spliced from 7 exons. Bases 83 to 2014 code for a protein of 643 amino acids. Gene Ontology annotation, cellular component: CORVET complex; fungal-type vacuole.